This is a messenger RNA of Harmonia axyridis, 1465 nucleotides long. RefSeq lists its product as uncharacterized. The transcript is spliced from 6 exons. NCBI's taxonomy places the organism in Eukaryota, Metazoa, Arthropoda, Insecta, Coleoptera, Coccinellidae. The record is from RefSeq and is a predicted model, not a curated record. Bases 135 to 1172 code for a protein of 345 amino acids.
AUUCCAGUUUUUUUGCGCUAAAAACAGAUUUGCGGGCGACAUAACUUUGUAAUCUUUCAGUCAUCGCUAUUUAUUGAAACUUUCCGUAUUGAAUUCUUCAUAUCAUUAUUUAGAAACAUAACAAGUGCGCAAAAAUGUAUUCAACCGAUUCAGAGAAAGAAAUUACGUCUAUCAUCGCCUCUUGUAUUCUAUCUUAUGGAGAAGAUGGCAUACCUCUAAGUGAAAUUCAGGAAGAGUUCGAAGCUUUAUGUGGUUACCCUAUUCCCUACAGAGAAUUCGGUUAUGAUAAUUUGAGCACAUUUUUAAUCACACUUCCAAAUAUUUAUAUCAUAAAAGAUCGGUUUAGAAAUGACAUUGUCAUCGAACACAGCCCAAAAUUGAAUCAUAUAAAACAAUUAAUAACAAAUCAAAAAAAAUCAAUCAAGAGGAAAUAUAUACAAGAGCCAUCAUAUUUGAAUUCGAAUAAGAGAUAUAAAAACAAUAGUUUCAACAAAACAUUACCCAAAGGUGCUUCCAUACACUCUUCUAUAAAAAAUUACAAUGAUUCGGCAAGAUUUGAAGAAUUCAGUAAAUUGGAGGAAAUGUUACCGAUACUAUACAAGCACCAGGCCUUAGGCGAUGACUUUUUUGUUGAUUUGGCUGAUAAAAAAUUGGGUUGCUAUGUAUCGGAUGAAGAACCUAAGAGAUGCGGUUUGUGUGGAGUAGGACUAACAAUUGCGAGUUUGACAGAAGAAAUACAGAACGCCAAGCAUAUUGCCCCUAGAGUUGUAGUUAUGGUUGGAAUGAACGAUCUCUUGAUGGGUAGAAAUGCCAGUAACAUGAUAAUAGACUUCAGGAAACUGAUAUCAGAACUAAAGAAGAGGAAUACUCGUAUAACAAUCAUAACACUAAUACCAACCCCAAAACUUAAAAUAAACAAAAAUAUACAGAUGCGUAUGGACAUCUUCAAUAACUCAUUGAUAGAAUAUGGAUCGGAUUUUGAAUUGCAGUGCAAUAUCAUAGAUAUGAACAAAAUUUUUGAAUUAGAAAUAAGAAAUUUCAGAAAAGACUUUGACAGAUUGGAAAAAACUUGCCGUAAUGAUCAGUACAAAGUGUUUUCAGACUAUGGGAGAAAAAUAUUUUUGCAGGCUCUUAAAACAUGUCUCAAAGAACAGAUAGAUCAAGGACAUUAGUAGUUCUUUCAAAAUAUGAUAAACUCCUUAGUAGCAUCUUUACUAGUGGCACAUGCACAAUAAUUACAUUCAGUGAAAGUAAUACAAUUAUUCAAGAGAUAAUAAUAUAUGAUCUUACCUACAAAGGAUUUAAGAAAAAAUUAACUCUACAUAGAAUAAAAUAUGAGCAUCUCCUCAAUUGAAAACCCCAUUUUAAAUAUUUCUAAAUGAGAUUAAUUAUAUAUGUAAUUAUUCUAUGAUUGUUAUGUUAUUUGUUAGUAUUAAGUUGAAAAUAGACAUGCAGAAAUAAAAUA